Molecule: messenger RNA, 1445 nt
Organism: Bradysia coprophila
Lineage: Eukaryota; Metazoa; Arthropoda; Insecta; Diptera; Sciaridae
Source: RefSeq, a predicted model, not a curated record
AAAGGCUUUGCACCUGACGUAAUACAAAACCAAAAAUGUUGAUAAAAGUGUUGUCGUUGACUUAUUGUCUUCUUGAAUUAACGACAUACAUAGACGAAACCACAGCUCUCGAUCCUAUCAAUCCCCGAGUCAAAGGGACACCAUCCGUAAUCGGCGUUGUAACCGACCCGUACCUCAAUCGUGAUUCAUGUGGAUCAACAAAAUUUGGUUCACGAGCAUUGUGGGUAUGUCGGGACACAAAUGUUUUCAAUGCUACGUUGCCCAUUAUCUGCAAUUCCGCAUGUACGGCGACAACAAAUGGCGCUCGUUUUAUCCGUUAGUACCUCAUAAUUGCGACGGAGAGUCUGGACGACCGGGAAAUCAAGCAGGAGGAUGUCCAGGCAGCAGUCGUUACCCACAUUGGCCUUCAUCUCCUCCACUUGUUGCAUUCGACGAUGGGAACACAGCGAUUGCGUAUACGUGGAUAUCAAAUACCCAUUUGAAACCACAUUCAUUGGAUGCUUACGAUUAUGAUCCCUCAACUGCACUGUAUCGUGUCACUUACAAGUACGGCUCGGAUAAAGGCUCCUUACCGAAGGCUGAGCUAGUUAAUCCAACAUUCUGGUCGAAAAACGAUUAUUCAUACGGAUUGGCAGGAGGAGUAGUUCGCAAAAACGUUGCAUAUCUUUGGGGCCAAGAUUCUCACGGAAAAAUGGCUCUUGCUCGAGUUUCUGCACGCAGCAUAGAGAACAGUGCCGGUUACGAAUUUUUUGUUGGUGGCACUUGGACUAAGAAGAAGCCAGUAGUGGGCGAUAGAGCUGCUUCAAUUGAAAAUGUGAGUGCCGGUGGACAGGGAACAUACUAUUGGUCGGAACACUGGCAAAGUUACGUUUGGAUUGGCCAGUCGUCUCCUUCAAUCCACGCGUACUUCUACAUUACCACCGCGCCAAAACCGGCAGGUCCUUGGGCGAAGCCGUCGUAUUUUUAUUCGGGAGAAAAUGGAAAUGGUAUAUUUCCAGCAUAUUCCACCCAGGCUCAUCCAGGAUUCUCUGACCCAGGAAAGAACGAGAUAUACGUGACGUACACGAAAUGUGAUGACCGGCCUUACGACGGCUACUCCACGCCAUUGAUUCGAAUCGAAUGGGAAAGUAUCAGUCCUAAAGGAAGCACUGGUUGCAGUGGUAAAUAUCAAAAUGAAAAUGGCUGGUGCUGGCGUUACUGCAACGGAACCAGUGGACGGUGGUGUUACACUCGCAAGGAUUGCUUAUCAAAGGAGUAUGUUUGCGAUACAAUGUCGAAAUGCACAGGGCUCAGUUGUGAUAUCGCAGAUGAAGGAUGUGUAAAAGAUUGUCCGUAAAAUAUUAAAACCAGCCACUGGAUUUACAUCCAUCAUGAUGGAAUGUUUUAAAUCCAGAAGAAUUAAAAUGGUUUUGGGCUUAGAACAUAUUUAUAUCAAUCAAACGCAA